Messenger RNA from Trypanosoma brucei brucei TREU927, 1044 nucleotides. RefSeq lists its product as hypothetical. Gene Ontology annotation, biological process: protein sumoylation. Lineage: Eukaryota; Euglenozoa; Kinetoplastea; Trypanosomatida; Trypanosomatidae. The transcript has a single exon. Gene Ontology annotation, molecular function: SUMO ligase activity. The record is from RefSeq and is a predicted model, not a curated record. Bases 1 to 1044 code for a protein of 347 amino acids.
AUGCGUUUCAUUUAUGCAAAGACCGUCCGGCUGAUGCCGCACAGGAAACUACUGCAGGAGAUACGCUCCAUGAGCUCUGCUGCUUCGGUGGAGGCAGAGCGAUCACAACUCGUCAGUCUUUUAAAAAGCGAGUGUUCGCGUUCCCCACCGUCUUUACACGACCUUUGCAAGGUGUCCAUGCUCUGUGGUGCUUUCUGCAGGCGCUUGGCCACCCUGGACACCAUCGCGGCCUCAGAUGUGGCAAAGCAUGCUGAGUCCUUAAGUUCAAGCAUCAAUUGCUCCGCUCCCUCUGCGCAAGUUCCGUUGUUUGCGUACGCGCUAGGCGAGGUUGAAGGCUUGCGUAACACGAGGAGGCUUAGGUAUCGUCAACGCCUUGAUGAUCUAACCAAAGGUGUACCCGCAUCCCGCUGGGACACGGAGCACAUCACACGUUGCAUAACCGAGCUUUCUCUGUUCGAAAAACUACCUGCGAGGCGACGUAAUGAUCAGGGGCCCCCAAAGCGAGUGUGCGGUGAGUCUGAUAUAGGUGGAGGGAGUGGACCUGUUGCUGUGCGUUGCCAACUGCCUUUGCGCGAUCCCAUUUCCCUUUCCGUGAUUGCGACUCCCGCCCGCGGUGUGCUUUGUCAGCAUCAUGAAGUGUUUGACCUCAGUGCAUUCGUGCGCACCGUACAGCUUGUGGCGGUACGGCGCGGGGAGAGUGUUGAUGGAGCACUGAUCCAAAGGUGGGGCACUGGCGGUGUUGGCGCCGGCCUCGGCAGCAGCAGUGACAGCGACUCCUCUCCGGCGGCAAACUGCCCCUUUUGUGGAAAGUAUACUUCUCUUCAAAAUGUUCGUGUUGACGAGGCCCUCGCGGAGGCCAUGGCUCGUUAUUCAGGAAAUGGCGGGGUGCUUUCUGUCGAUUGCGUUGUUGUGUGGGACAUGCAGUCGGGUUCAUACAAUGUAAUGGAGAAGCAGGCGGAGGUGCGGCCAGUUUGUGUGAAGAUGGAAGGUGAUGUGAUGAUGGAGGCUGAGCAGCGACGAGGCGAGAGCCCGCUUGGGAGGUGA